Molecule: messenger RNA, 642 nt
Organism: Prosopis cineraria
Lineage: Eukaryota; Viridiplantae; Streptophyta; Magnoliopsida; Fabales; Fabaceae
Product: AT-hook motif nuclear-localized protein 20-like
Exons: 3
Coding region: 1-642 (213 amino acids)
Cellular component (GO): nucleus
Molecular function (GO): minor groove of adenine-thymine-rich DNA binding; DNA-binding transcription factor activity
Source: RefSeq, a predicted model, not a curated record
AUGCCUAGACCACUGGAGUUGGAGGCAAAGGCAUGUUGGCCCAAGCUUGCGGUCUCAAAGCAAAACGUUGGAGCUGGAGGCCGUUCAUUUGGGCAGCUGGGCAUAGUGAACUGUGAUAAUGGUUUUUCUGGAGUUUGGGGUUGCCUACUGGGGUCCAAAAACAAGCUGAAGCCACCUGUCAUUGUAACCAAAGAAAACCCAAACGUGCUUCAAAGCCAUGUGUUGGAAAUUGAAAGUGGCAGUGACAUUGUUAAGAGCAUAGCCACCUUCGCGAACCGCCGAUGUCAAGGGGUAUCAGUACUUAGUGGAAGCGGCGUUAUGAGCAACAUCACACUCCGACAACCGAUGGCACUUGGCGAGGUAAUUACACUGAAUGAAAGGUUCAAGAUAUUGUCCCUCUCUAGGGCAUUCUUACUGGUGCCUUCACUGCCAGGAGCCACUGGGCUAACUGUGUAUUUAGCCGACAAACAAGGGCAGGUAGUUGGGGGUACAAUGGUAGGUUCUCUGGAGGCUUCGGGGCCCAUGAUGGUGAUCGCGGUAACAUUUGGCAAUGCCACUUACAAGAGGCUACUAUUGAAGGAAGAGGCGGGUGGUGAGGAAACGCAGGCGACGCAAACAGGAGUCAAUGCAAGAAGUACAUGA